UUACGGUACGCGCGCGUGUGUGUGUGUUUGUGCUAUUUCCGUUUUCGUGUGCGUGUCCGUGUAUUUUAUCUCGCCGUGUUAUAAUAUAUUAAAGGUCCGCCACUACGUCGUAUUUGAUAAUAAUAUUACAAUUAUUAUUAUUGUUCAUUUUUUUUUUUUUAUAUAAUUGUAAAUCUUAACGCCACAACGUUUCCGUCGUUUGGAAGACGCAUUCGGCGACUGCAUACAUUUUUCCGCUAUUCUCCGGCAGGUGGAUUAAAAUCGUAAUUAUUUAUUUUAUUUUAAAUUAAAUUCUUUUUAGUUUUGCACAGUGAAUUUAUUUUUGUUUCGAAAAUAUUAUAAUAUUUUGUGUUGUCUGCGAACGAGUGUCUUACACCUACCCGCGAUAGUAGUGAACAAGUGCGCAGUAUAAUAAAUAAGUUUUUUUUUAAAUUUUAUUAUAUUCUCGGGACCGUGUUUUGAAUUUUUAAUCCACGGAUCAGUGAUUUUACCAUCGAUGCAGCGUUUUUAACUCUGCCUGGACUGAACCCUUUUUAUACGCAUCGCCUUUUGGAAUAAUCGGUAUCAGCAGUACCUACCUGUAUCGCACGGGUGACGACACUCAUCCCGUCCGCAGCAACAGGUGUAACGUGUGUAUGGCCGUCGUACGGUCAACGGCGUUUAGCCGUUCGGGUCCAAAUCGCAUCCGCCCGCAGCACCAUCGCCGCGGCGGUGUCCUCCGGUAUGCCUGACAAGGAGACCAGUAUGCUGUACCCGAAUCCGUUCGAUUACUCUGUCGGGCUGUCCCUGCAGUUCCCGCUGUCGGCCGCUGCGGCCCCGCCGCCACCCCCGGACGCCAGAGGAUCGUGCAUAUGGAACCCCAGCCUCAUACCGCCCGCCACGUCGAGCCCGUCAACGUCCAGCAUGGGCGCGUUUCACCAGCCGAUACCACACAGCUUAGUCGGGAGUUGCGGUGUUGGAGGAUCAGGUGACUUAGUUCGGAGGGGGGCGGGUGGCGUCCUGCCGCCACACCAUCCGCACCCCCAUCCAGCCGAUUUCCCCCAUCCGCUUCGUUUCAACUGUAUGGAUAUCUGUUCGUCGUUUGCAACAGUCGGUUCCCUGAGUUCGGGUCUAUGUAGCCCGUUGGCACAAAGCUUCUCGCGUCAAGGUAAGAAACGGGCGCUGUCCGUGUCACCGUCCCCGGACCUAGAGCUACAUGGCAGGAUUCGGUCAUCGCCGAGUGCACUAUACUCGGCCGCCGCAGCGUACGGUGCUUCGUGCUCUAGGAGUUCGAGCACGUCCGGUUCGUACGGCCACCUAAACCCGCUGGCGUUUACCAUGCAACACCACCCGUCCGUCAUAUCACCCCAAGUCCAACAGUUGUUGCGAUCCGCCAGUGGCUUGCAUUUGCCGUGGCAUAACGCCGCCGCCAUGCCGUCCUCCGCUCACCAUCCUUCGUAUAACAUUCAUAUGUUACCUGUACCCUCGCAGGACUGCAGUUCACAGAUGUUGGCCAACGACAUGUGCAAGAUCAAACAGGAACGGUCCAAAUCGAAAUCGGCAUCGGCUUCAAAGAAGUCUUCUCAAAAGCUCGUCGAAGACUCGAAACAAAACUCACCGGAAUCCAUUAGUGACCUUAAAGGGGAACCAGAUUUUAUCGAAACUAACUGUCACUGGAAGAACUGUAAUCUAGAAUACCAGACUCAGGCAGUAUUAGUACAGCACAUCGUUAAUGAUCAUAUUCAGGCGAACAAAAAGUCAUUUGUAUGCCAGUGGCAGGAUUGUUCUAGAGCUGAGAAGCCAUUCAAAGCCCAAUACAUGCUUGUGGUACAUAUGCGAAGACACACCGGAGAGAAGCCACACAAAUGCACGUUUGAAAAUUGCACCAAAGCUUAUUCGAGGUUGGAAAACCUAAAAACUCAUCUCAGAUCUCAUACCGGCGAAAAGCCCUAUACUUGUGAACAUCCUGGUUGCAGUAAGGCCUUUAGCAAUGCUUCCGAUAGAGCGAAACAUCAAAACCGUACUCAUUCCAGCGAGAAACCCUACAUAUGUAAAGCUCCUGGAUGUACAAAACGCUACACCGAUCCCAGUUCCUUGCGCAAACACGUCAAGACUGUUCACGGAGCUGAUUUUUAUGCGCAUAAACGACAUAAAGGCAAUGGAAACGGCGACAACAGCCGUGGUGGAGGAAGUGGUGGUGGCGGGGGAGGUAGUGGCAACGGCCCGGGUGCCGAUGACGCGUCACCGUAUCGGAGCGAUGAGAUGCCGAUGAGUGCCAAAACCGUUAGCGUGUCUAGUCCGAGCAUAAAAUCUGAAGAAACAAAUUCCCCUGGACAGCAACCUAGUCCUAUGAGCGUUCCAUAUAGCAAUAGAAUGUUUCACGAUGAGCCUAUCAGUGACAGCAACCAUAGUGCAGAUGCACUGGAUGAUAAUUGGGUCGAAGACGGACAAGAUGCCGACUUAUUCGAUUUUAUCCCGAUGCACUCUGAAGUCGGAAUGGUUACUUCGGCACCUAUGGUCCGAAGGAUGCGACGGUUUGUACCACACGUAGGAUUGAAGCACGCCGCAGCCAGCGAGUUAUCGCCUAUGCCCGAUUUGAGUCCAGGACACGGAAGCACUUCCGGUAUGCAAGAAUUAAAUAAGCAAUUGACUGACAUGAAAAUGGUAUCUAAUCAAGACACUAUACGGAGAGAAAGCACAUUUAGUAACUAUUGGAGCAUGAAGUCUGAAUACAGUCGCAGGAACAGUCAAGCGCCUUCCGAGCAUCAUAGGUUAAGUAACGCCUCAUCCUUAUACGAUCCGAUUUCUGUGGAUUAUUCACCUAGUCAAGCAAAUACAGCCAUGGGUCCUGAUAUCGAUGAUUUUACCGAUAACGAAGAAUGCAGGCAGUUGCCAGAAAGUGCCAAAAUGUCGAGACCUCAAACUCGUCAAGCCGGAGCCGUACAUCACCCCAACUCUAAUAUUAACCUUGACGAGGUUGGCGAAGGUGAAUCGCUGGAGAGUAAAAUGGUCUUACCGGACGAUUUUGACGACGUUAUUAAAGACAUGAUAAGCGAAAAAAUCGAAGAUUACGAUCUCGGCUCAUUUGACGCAGAAAAAACCAUCAACGAACUGACUGAAUCCGCUCUGGAGCACAUUCCCGCGCUGAACCCGAUCAUCGUCCAGGAUGUGACCAGCGGUCAAGCUUUGACCAAUCCCGUGGCCCCCGUCGUUCCGCCAACCACUCCGAACGAUAGGCCCAACAAAGUGCCGCCAACCAACAGCUACCGGAACAUGCGCAGCAACAGUUUACCAGUCAACUGGCAGGGACAGGAGCAGAGCCACGGACACGGCUUGCCCGGUGCGGCGUACAACCCUCAAUUCCAGAACCAAAGGCCGUACCAGGCUAACCACCCGGCGACGUUGUUCGGUACCACGACCACCAACAACAACAGCAACAACAACAACUUUAACUUCGGGCCGACAAUGCAGCAGAGGCAAAACGGUGGACGGUACUCGUACUCGUCCAACCAGGACUUUGUCAACUACAACCACAAUUACGCCAACUUCAGGCACAACGGCGGGCAACAGUACCAUCCAUUGAAGAACAACAACAAUCAACACUAUCAGCUCAACAACAACAACAACAAUAAUAACAACAACAAUAGCAGCAACAGCAACAGCAACAACAACAACAAUAACAACGGUCUGCAGUUCCACGGGCAAGGCAACGAAAACGCGUACUUUGACGAAAACAGCGCCACGACCCCAAAUGCGUAUCAGAGAUGCCAGAGGACCACCACGGGUAACGGAGGACAACAAGCCGCGGCUGUGGGACAAGCGGCCGUCACGCACGGCAUGCAGUCGUAUAGUCAUGGCUAUUACAACGGUGGCUGCAACAACCAGCAGUGUAGUCAACAGCAGUGCGGCCAACAGCACAACAACAAUUACUAUAACAGUGGUUAUCAUCAAAACAACGGCGGAAAAUUCAAUAACUGCUACUCGAGGCCGAACAAUCAUCACCAACAGCUGAAUCAGCAGGCCCAUCAGCAGCAGCAACAGCAACAGCAGCAGCAGCAGCAGCAACAGUAUUAUACAGAUUUGGAUCGGAAACAGGAUACCGGAACGACGGUGGCUGCGGGUCCGAUGGAAGCAUCCUCACCCUUUCGGCCCGCACCAGAGCCCCAAGAGUUCGACAGCAGCAACAACAUGGUGCUUAAGGACAUGUCCACGUCAUUAAGUUCGCUGUAUGACGAAAACACCUUUUUCCAAAUGUCUACCGUGUUCUCCGAAUCAUAACCACCUUUCGAAUUUAUUGUAUAGAAUUUAAAACUAUAGUUACCACUCGGUUUUAGCGUGUUUUGUAAGUGCUCUCCUCCCUCCCAAUAAAGUGUUGAUGAUUUGUAUUUAUAGUUUUUAAUUUUUUUUUUUUUUUUUUUUACUGUAAAACUGGUCAUUAAUGAUAAAUGUUUGUUAGAUUUAAGAUGGAUGCAUUUUUAAAUUAGUGCAUUUAUUCUACAUCAUGUAAAACGUAGAUUUCAAAAAGUAAAAAGAAAUAAUUAUAAAUCCGUUGGAUUUGAUUUGUGUGUAUAUUGAAAAUGUUAUAAUUCAUAAUUUUAUUUAUUUAAAUGUAAGUAUGUAGUAA
Rhopalosiphum maidis (corn leaf aphid) is the source of this 4603-nucleotide messenger RNA. RefSeq names its product transcriptional activator cubitus interruptus. The transcript is spliced from 13 exons. NCBI's taxonomy places the organism in Eukaryota, Metazoa, Arthropoda, Insecta, Hemiptera, Aphididae. Gene Ontology annotation, biological process: regulation of transcription by RNA polymerase II. Gene Ontology annotation, cellular component: nucleus. Gene Ontology annotation, molecular function: DNA-binding transcription factor activity, RNA polymerase II-specific; RNA polymerase II cis-regulatory region sequence-specific DNA binding. The record is from RefSeq and is a predicted model, not a curated record. The coding region runs from base 724 to 4257 and encodes 1177 amino acids.